Jaculus jaculus (lesser Egyptian jerboa) is the source of this 1649-nucleotide messenger RNA. Its product is annotated as creatine kinase U-type, mitochondrial. Lineage: Eukaryota; Metazoa; Chordata; Mammalia; Rodentia; Dipodidae. Gene Ontology annotation, molecular function: creatine kinase activity. The coding region runs from base 275 to 1528 and encodes 417 amino acids. The record is from RefSeq and is a predicted model, not a curated record. Gene Ontology annotation, biological process: phosphocreatine biosynthetic process. Gene Ontology annotation, cellular component: mitochondrion. The transcript has 11 exons.
GUCAUGGAGAACUGGUGCAGGAAUUGCCAGCUGCAGAGAAGGGAGGGAAGGAAGAGGAAACACCAUUCCCUGCUCAACCCCAGUCUCAGGCCCAGCGCAGUCAACAGUCUGCUGGGCACCAGCACCCACGUCCGCUUCAGCCUUCACCCCGACCUGCACUGUUGACUGGGACCCAGCUUCGGCUUUCAGGACACCCGAUUGUAUCCUCCUCCCAUCUUCGUUCCUGACUUGCGCCCGAUCCUUCUCUGCAAUCCACUAGCUGGACCCCCAAGCCAUGGCUGGUCCCUUCUCCCGGCUGCUGUCUUCCCGGCCUGGGAUCAGGCUCCUGGCUUUGGCCGGAGCUGGGUCUGUCGCCGCUGGGAUUCUGCUCCGCCCGGAACCUAUACGAGCCGCCAGUGAACGAAGGAGGCUGUAUCCCCCGAGCGCUGAGUACCCAGACCUCCGAAAGCACAACAACUGCAUGGCUAGUCACCUGACCCCAGCACUCUAUGCACGGCUCUGCGACAAGACCACACCCAUUGGUUGGACCCUAGAUCAGUGCAUCCAGACUGGCGUGGACAACCCGGGCCACCCUUUCAUCCAGACUGUGGGCGUGGUGGCUGGAGAUGAGGAGACCUAUGAGAUAUUUGCUGAACUGCUUGACCAAGUGAUUCAAGAGCGACACAAUGGAUAUGACCCCCGGACAAUGAAACACACCACUGACCUUGAUGCCAGCAAGAUCCGUUCUGGUUAUUUUGAUGAGAGGUAUGUAUUGUCCUCGAGAGUCAGAACUGGCCGAAGUAUUCGGGGACUCAGUCUACCUCCAGCCUGCACUCGGGCAGAGCGACGAGAGGUGGAACGCGUUGUGGUGGAUGCACUGAGCGGCCUGAAGGGUGACUUGGCUGGAAGAUACUAUAGGCUCAGUGAGAUGACAGAGGCUGAGCAGCAGCAGCUAAUUGAUGAUCAUUUUCUAUUUGAUAAGCCUGUGUCCCCAUUGCUAACUGCAGCAGGAAUGGCUAGAGACUGGCCAGAUGCCCGUGGAAUCUGGCACAACAAUGAGAAGAACUUUUUGAUCUGGGUGAACGAGGAGGAUCAUACACGGGUCAUCUCUAUGGAGAAAGGAGGCAACAUGAAGAGAGUGUUUGAAAGAUUCUGCCGGGGCCUCAAAGAGGUGGAGAGGCUGAUCCAGGAGCGAGGCUGGGAGUUCAUGUGGAAUGAGCGUUUGGGAUACAUCUUGACCUGUCCAUCUAACCUAGGCACUGGACUUAGGGCAGGAGUGCACAUCAAGCUACCCCUGCUAAGCAAAGACAGCCGCUUCCCAAAGAUCCUGGAAAACCUAAGACUCCAGAAGCGGGGGACUGGAGGAGUUGACACUGCUGCCACAGGCAGCGUCUUUGACAUCUCUAAUUUGGAUCGACUUGGCAAGUCAGAGGUGGAGCUGGUGCAGCUGGUCAUCGAUGGAGUAAACUACUUGAUUGACUGUGAAAGAAGGCUGGAGAGAGGCCAAGAUAUUCGCAUUCCUGCCCCUCUUGCCCAUGGCAGACAUUAACUCUUCAUCCCCAGCAGAAGACUGGAGAUCCCUAGAACUCUCCUGUUAAAGGGUGGUCUAUUCUACUUGUGUGACAUGUUCCUCACUACUGCCUUCAUCCUAGUAAAGACUCCAAGCCGUG